Molecule: messenger RNA, 1338 nt
Organism: Sphenostylis stenocarpa
Lineage: Eukaryota; Viridiplantae; Streptophyta; Magnoliopsida; Fabales; Fabaceae
Source: the annotation of a GenBank genome assembly
AUGUUUGCUGAAAAUACUACGAGAUCUGCUGGUGCGGAUCUGACAGCUGCUAUAGUACCAUUGUCGAAGCUGCUAUGCCUAACAGUCAUAGGGCUACUUCUUGCAAACCCAAGAAUGCAAUUCAUUCCUAGAGCUACAUUUAAACUCCUUAGUAAACUUGUGUUUGCCCUGUUCUUGCCAUGCCUUAUAUUUACUGAGCUAGGUGAAAGCAUUACCCUUAAAAACUUUGUGGAUUCGUGGUUUAUCCCCGUUAAUGUGCUAGUGAGUACAGCUAUUGGUUGCUCACUCGGUUUCUUAGUGGUGAUCAUAUGUAAACCACCUCCAGAGUUAAACAGAUUUACUAUUAUAAUGACAGGAUUUGGUAACACUGGAAACCUCCUCCUUGCUGUGGUUGGAUCUGUUUGCCAUACUAAAGAUAAUCCAUUUGGGAAGCAUUGCAACACUAGAGGGGUGGCAUAUGUUUCUUUAUCUCAAUGGGUUUCUGUUAUCCUCGUGUACACUCUUGUUUAUCACAUGAUGGAACCUCCUAUGGAGUAUUACGAAAUUGUUGAGGAAGGGGAUGAAAUCCAGGAAGAGCGAACAUUGAAUGAUAUCAGUAGACCACUCCUUGUAGAAGCUGAAUGGCCUGGCAUUGAGGAGAAAGUGACUGAGCAUUCUAAGACACCGUUUAUUGCUAGGGUAUUUAAAAACAUCUCAGGUAUUUCCUCGUCCAAUAUUCCUGACCUUGAAGUGACAACAGAAAAUGGUGGGAAUAGUCCAAAAUCCAUUAGAUGUUUGGCUGAACCUAGAGUUGUCAGGAGGAUCAGAAUUGUUGCUGAACAAACCCCCAUUCAGCACAUACUUCAACCCCCAACAAUUGCCUCUCUAUUGGCUAUCAUUGUUGGCACAGUGCCUCAGCUGAAAGCUGUGUUCUUUGGAUCUGAUGCUCCGUUAUCUUUCAUUACAGACAGUUUGGAGAUUUUAGGUGGGGCAAUGGUACCUUCUGUGAUGCUUAUAUUGGGGGGAAUGCUUGCUGAAGGACCAAAUGAGUCUAAACUGGGACUUAAAACUACUAUUGGUAUAACUGUGGCAAGACUCCUGGUGCUUCCUGUCCUGGGAAUUGGGAUUGUGGCUUUGUCAGAUAAGCUAAAUUUCCUAGUUGAGAAUGAUGCUAUGCUCAAAUUUGUGCUUUUGUUGCAUUACACCACACCAAGUGCUAUUUUACUGGGAGCAAUUGCCAGCUUAAGAGGUUAUGCAGUUAGUGAAGCCUCAGCUGUUCUCUUCUGGCAGCAUGUAUUCGCUCUUCUCUCCUUUUCGUUGUACAUUGUAAUCUACUUUAAAAUUAUUAUGUAUGUUUGA